Moneuplotes crassus is the source of this 1362-nucleotide messenger RNA. The record is from the annotation of a GenBank genome assembly. NCBI's taxonomy places the organism in Eukaryota, Ciliophora, Spirotrichea, Euplotida, Euplotidae.
AUGGCUGAACUCGAUUUUCUUUUAAUUCUAACAACAUGUUUCACAUCAAGUCUGUGUAUUACACUAAUCAUUCCUUUGCUACCUCUUGAGCUCAAUAAAUACGAAUUCAGCGAGACUGUGUUUGGAUACAUUUUUGCGAUAGAUCCAACUCUUUGAAUGAUCGGAUCUCUAGGAGUUGGCAAACUUAUGGUAUUGGUAGGAAGGAAAGCUAUUCUUCUCAUUGGAGUCUGUACACUUGGUUUAUGACUGGCUUUAUUGAGUGUUAUAAGCUACACUACAGAUACAACUGUCAUUCUUAUCCUCUGAUUUCUGUCAAGAGCAUGCCAAGGAUUAGCUACUAGUAUGGUCCAAACCACAUCUUUUGCGAUUAUAUCAAAAAUAUUUGAAGAACGAAAGCAAAAAUAUUUUGCAUAUUUGGAAGGAUCGCAAGGGCUUGGACUUGUCCUUGGUCCUGUAGUAGGAGGGUUAUUGUAUAUGAGUAUUGGAUUUAGCUCAACCUUCUAUGUACUUGGAGGAUUUUUAAUAAUGAUAUUCCUCAUUCUUUAUUUCAAGCUUCCUCGAACAGUGAAUGACACUGAGAAUCCCUUACUCGAACAAACUGUUCAAAGAAGCGAUCAAGAAAGUACAAGAGUCAGCAGAGAUGUAAUUAGACCUGUAGGAUAUUGAGACUUACUAAAGAAUGCUUUAUUUGCCUUAUCCAUAAUAUCUGUAACGAUUUCAACAUUCCAGUUUGCUUAUUACUAUCCCAUUAUUCCUCUCGAGUUAUCAGAUUUUGGCCUUUCUGAUUUAGAAAUUUCAUUAUUUACUUCUCUACAGCCUUUGGGCUACCUAUUCUGCACUCUUUUUAUCCUUCCUUUAUGCUCAAAACUGUUCUCAAACAUAAAGAUGGUGGCUUGAACUUUAUUAUUAGGAGGAGUAAGCCACUUAUUGGUUGGCCCAAGCGUUCCACUUCCUCAUAGCCUCACUUUGAUGAUUAUAGCUCAACUCCUUGUUGGUGUAAUUCUUAUAUUUCUAAUGAUUCCAUCUUUUGUAUUAAUGAUAGAGAGCGCUGAAGUAAGAUUCCCAGCUCAUAAGUCCUAUGUAAACGACUUAUCAUCAGGCAUGUUCAACUUCUGAGGUAAAUUUGGGCAAACUUUUGGAGCUAUAUAUGGCAGUCAUCUAUCAAAAAUAAUAGGAUUUCGUAAUGUGUGCACUACAGUCUCAAUAGCUAUCUUACUAUUCUCAAUCGUGUAUAUCUGCCAUCUUUUGAGAAUAAACAGAAAAAAUAAAUCUCUACCUUCAUCCCAGCCAAAUGGGCCUAAGUUAUACAAAAGAGAUCAUAGCAACAGCCAGCACAUUACAGUUCAAAGUCUCGCUUCAUAA